AUGGUCGAGUUGACCUUUUGUGGAGAAAGUUUUCAACACCGCGGUCCUGCGUGGCUUGCUUGUAGGCCAGCUGAAAGUUUAAAUACGGACAAUUUUUGUGUGAUAGUAACACAUGUCAGUCUACCUGUUGAAAGAGGAAGGCCCAGGAAAUAUAACAAUUUUGCUGAGGAAUGUAAGCAACGAACUGAAAUAAUUAGUAUUAACAAUAAAGAUAACUUAUGUUUGCCCCGUGCUCUAAUUACCGCUAUUGCCAAAAUAGAAAAUGAUGUAAACUAUCAAAAAAUUCGACGAGAUGUAAAUAAGCAACAACUAACAAAAGCCCAAGAAUUGGUAAAACAAGCUAACGUCAUAAUUCACGUACUCGGCUGUGGAGUAACAAUUUCAAAAUGUUCUCGUAUAUGCCCAUGUUGUCAACAAUUACCACAAUGCCGAUCAAAUGGAAACAAUAUUUUAUGUAAAGAUUGCAACAGACUGUUUCGAAGCCCUAUUUGCUUAGAAUGCUUAGAAAACCAUAAAGCAUCGGGUUCAAAAAGUAAAAGUAUUUGUGAUGAAGUGAAAAAAUGUUUAAGUUGUCUUAAGACAUAUAAAUCUAAUCGACAACAUAUUUGCGGGGAAUCAUUUUGCAAAACCUGUAAUAUUCAUAAACACGACAAGAAAAAAAAAAUUAGUGAAAAUGAAAGGCUUCACGAACCAAAUCUAUGUGUGUUAUCUCAAAGAUGUGAUACUUGCAUGGAUGAAUCUAAAUUGUUGUUUUGCCAAAAAUGCAAAUUUAGAAACUCGCUAAAUUAUUUUCCAAUGGCUCUCUCCGAACUACCGAAAGCUUUUGAUUUACCAUCAAAUUUUAAAAAAGGAUACUUUCCAUACAAAUUUAACACCAUAAAAAAUGCGAAUUAUGUUGGCCUUUUACCAGCAAUAGAAUAUUACGGGGCAAACAGCAUGAAACCAAAAGAACGUGACAUAUUUCUGCAAUGGCAUGAAAAUCAUAAAAAUGAUGUUUUUAAUAUGCAACGUGAUAUUAUUGAAUACUGUAUUUAUGAUGUUGUAAUAUUAAGAGAAGCCUGCCUUAAGUUUCGAAAAUUGUUCAUAACUGAAUGUAAUGUGGAACCGUUUUUAGAAGCCACAACUAUAGCAUCAGCCUGCAAUUUAGUGUUCCGGAGAAAUUUUCUUAAGUCCAAUACUAUCGGGCUGAUUCCUAAAAAUGGAUAUAGAUAUGCAGAUAAUCAGUCAAAGCAGGCUAUACAGUGGCUGGUUUUUGAAGAGGAAAACCGUAAAAUCAAUAUUCAACAUGCAGCUAAAGAACGGGAAGCUAUAGUGGCCGGUGUUAAAGUAAACGGUUAUUGCCAAGAAACUAAUCAAGUUUUUGAGUUUUACGGAUGCUAUUUUCAUGGGCACCCCUCUUGUCUACCACAUAAACGUGACAAACCUUUGUACGAUGAUUUAAAUGAUACUCUAAAUCACCGCUAUGCAAGAACAAUUGAAAAAAGUAGCCGAUUAAGAAAUUUAGGUUACGAAGUUGUGGAAAUGUGGGUCUUUGAAAGUUUUUUAAGUACAAAACAGAAAGAGCAUUUAAAAAAUCACCCAUUAGUAAACUGUACCCCGUUAUAUCCCCGAGAUUCAUUUUAUGGUGGUCGCACAGGAAAUACAUUUAGUUACUAUAAGUGCAAACAUGCAGAAAAAAUAAAUUAUAUUGAUGUGUGUUCCUUAUAUCCAUAUGUAUGUAAAUACGGAAAAUUCCCUAUUGGACAUCCCAAACUCCAUAUUGGAAAUACUAAAUGUUAUUCAUUAAAUUUACAAAACAUAAAUGGUCUCAUAAAGUGUAAAAUAUUGCCACCUGAACGUUUGUAUCAUCCGGUUUUACCGCUGAAGCAAAAUAAUAAAUGUUUACGUUAUGCCGAUGAAAGAGUCUUAACGGGAACUUGGGUUAUCGAUGAAGUUAUUAAGGCUCUAGAAAAAAAUUAUAGGAUAUUGGAGACGUAUGAAAUAUGGGAAUACGACGUAUCACAAUAUAAUAAACUUAAAAACGCUGAAGGAUUAUUUAGUAAAAUGAUGGAUAAAUUUUUAAAAAUAAAACAAGAAGCUUCAGGGUGGCCCAGCAAAUGUUGUACUAAAGAUCAAAAAGAAAAAUAUAUUGAAGAUUUUUUGCAAAACGAAGACAUACAGCUCGAAUAUGAAAAAGUUUUGAACAAUCCUGGGUUACGAUCAUUUGCCAAAUUGAUGUUAAAUUCAUGUUGGGGUAAAUUCGGACAAAGAGAAAACUUACAAAAAACAAACAUUAUAAAUGAGCCAUUUGAGUUGUAUGGGAUGUUAACUAAUGCAGCAAUAGAAGUAUGCCACAUUUUACCUAUAAAUGAAAGAAAUAUUGUUAUUAACUGGCAAUACAAAGAAGAGGUAACAGAAUCUUUGUCAACUGUGAAUGUCUCUAUUGCUGCAUUCACAACCGCACAAGCCCGUCUAAAAUUGUACACAUACUUGGAAAAACUAGAUAACCGAGUUUUAUAUUACGAUACAGACUCAAUAUUUUACAUAAGUCGUGAAGGUGAAUAUGAACCCCAUACUGGAGAGUUUAUAGGGGAUAUGACUAAUGAAUUAGAAAGCUAUGGCCAAGGUAGUUAUGUUACAGAAUUUGUAAGCGGUCCAAAAAAUUACGCCUAUAAGGUUUUUUCUACAAAAGAUAAUUCUGAAAAAGUGGUUUGUAAGGUGAAAGGAAUUCGCUUAAACUACGACGCUUCACACAAAAUCAAUUUUGAAACGAUGAAGGAAGCUGUUUUAAAUUUAAACAAUUUUGAAAAUAUUUCCAUACUUUCUGACAAUAUUCGAAGAACAAAAGAACAUGAACUCAUUACGGUGUCUGAAACCAAAACAUAUCAACCAAAAUCCGAAAAGCGAAGAUUUUUGCCUGAUUACAUUUUAAAAGCUUGUAAAACAUUAUCAGCAGUUUUAUUUUUUACAGGUUCAGCAAAUGCGUGCUUAGAAAAGGUAUCUAUAACAGUUUACAUUUAUUUUUUCCCUUAUUAA
This is a messenger RNA of Condylostylus longicornis, 3015 nucleotides long. RefSeq lists its product as uncharacterized. Bases 1 to 3015 code for a protein of 1004 amino acids. NCBI's taxonomy places the organism in Eukaryota, Metazoa, Arthropoda, Insecta, Diptera, Dolichopodidae. Gene Ontology annotation, biological process: DNA replication. Gene Ontology annotation, molecular function: DNA-directed DNA polymerase activity; nucleotide binding; DNA binding. The record is from RefSeq and is a predicted model, not a curated record. The transcript has 7 exons.